Messenger RNA from Anopheles coustani, 758 nucleotides. Its product is annotated as glutathione S-transferase 1-like. Gene Ontology annotation, biological process: glutathione metabolic process. The record is from RefSeq and is a predicted model, not a curated record. Gene Ontology annotation, molecular function: glutathione transferase activity. The coding region runs from base 11 to 655 and encodes 214 amino acids. Lineage: Eukaryota; Metazoa; Arthropoda; Insecta; Diptera; Culicidae. The transcript is spliced from 2 exons.
AGUAACGAGCAUGGAUUUCUAUCAUCUUCAUAUGUCGGCACCAUGCCAGGCUGUACGGCUGGUGGCCAAAGCUCUUGGGCUCCACCUGAACCUGAAGGAGGUCGACCUGGCGACGGACGCGCAAUUCAAGCCGGAGUUUUUGAAGAUCAAUCCCCAACACUGCAUCCCAACGCUGGUCGAUAACGACUUUGUGCUGUGGGAGUCGCGUGCAAUUUCGACGUACCUGUGUGAAAAGUAUGGCAAAAACGAUAGCCUUUACCCGCGCGAUCCGAAAAAGCGUGCCGUCGUCAAUCAGCGGUUGUUCUUCGAUAUGGGAACGUUGUACGGGCGCUUCUCUACCGCGUACUACCCGGUGUUGAUGGAAGGCAAGGAACUGAACCAUGAGCUGAUGGGCAAGGUGGACGAAGCGUUCGAGUUUCUGGAAGGAUACCUGGCCAAGACAUCGUACGUAGCGGGCGAUAAGCUUACGGUGGCCGAUUUGGCCGUACUGCCGAGUGUGACGACGAUCCAGACGAUCACCUCGUACGAUUUCAGCAAGUUCCCGAACAUCCAGCGUUGGUACGGUGAGCUGAAGGAAUCGGUUGCAGGAUAUCAGGAAAUUUGUGUCGAAGGUGCCAACCUAUUCCGAAAGACGUUCAUGCCCUCUGCCAACUAAACGUGAUCGUGAAUGGUGGAAAGCAGUUCGCUAAUGUUGUUGAUUGAUUUUCAAUGGUUAUCUUCUUCAUUUUUUCAACGAGAGACUCCAAUAAAAUGAAAAG